Molecule: messenger RNA, 2160 nt
Organism: Symbiodinium natans
Lineage: Eukaryota; Dinophyceae; Suessiales; Symbiodiniaceae
Source: the annotation of a GenBank genome assembly
AUGCUUCACGGCAAGAAGAGGAGGAGGAGGAGGAGCUGGAGGACGAUGCAGACGCAGACACCGAGCCCGAGUCGAAGGAGUCGAAGAGCUCGGCUUCCGAGGAGUUCAUCAGAGUUCUCCAGAUCUUCUCCACAUGUUCUUUCCGGCGAAGGAGAGCUUUUGGAAGACACGGAGGAGGAGGCAGAGGUGGAGGAUGCUUGCCUGGAUGAGGAUGCCAUGGCACUACCCGUGGAGGUGGAAGAGCUGCCGAAGAAGGCGUACGUCGUCCCUGAGCUGCCACCGAGGCUGCAGCUCCUGAAGCAGCUGAUCGAGGCGCCGGGGGGUGCUUGCGAAGCGUCCCAAUUAACCUAUCCAGACUUUUUGCGACGGCUUUGUCAGUGUGCGGCUGCAAAUGGUCGAAGCGAUGCUGCUCGCAGCAAAGUGUCCUUCACCAUGAAGACAACUCCUGUAACGCGCUUCGCCAAGUUUGCGCGGACCCGGCGACUGCACGGUCCGGUGGAGGAAUCGAUCGUAGUAGUCGAUGACGAAGCCGAUGGCCGGUCUGGCCCAGACGAAAAGGUGCCCAUGGCUCCGCUGAGAGCUUCCGAGCAACCGGAGCCUGAGACGCGCAAGGGGGAUGAGAAGGCAGUCAGAAGAGAGUUGGAAUCGGCAUACAAGGCACCGACAGCCGCGGUGGCUUUGCUGCGGAAGUACUUUAGCCAGGAGCGCUUCCUGGGUGCAUUGAAUGGCGCGCUGCUCUUCGAGGCUGAUGGCGUUCAAUACCCUUUGGACACCGUGACGCCAAUGCGCUCUACGCCGUCCACAAGCUCGGAGCCACUCAGUCUCGGAUCUCUUUUUGCAGUGGCCAUGCUGUCGGACAGUUACGAAGGGCAUGCGACCCCUGCCUUGCUGAAGAGCCUCAAGGCAAGGAAGCUUCGAUCGGCCUAUUCUGUGGACUUGUCGGCCUACUUGCUGGGCAGGACGGAGAGCUGCAGCUUGCUGAUGAGCGCCUCGAAUGCUCAGAAGGUUCCUGAUGCUCAGCCUUCACUGCUGAACGAGGAUGCUCUGGGCGGCCGCUCCAAGUCUGCAGAUCCGUUGCCAGUGCCUUUGGAAGAGCUGCGGUCCUUGCCUGGACAGGCCGAGGAGAGCGGCGACGAGGUGCAGAGCCCCACCGAGCAGUUCACCAGCCCAAGCGAAUCGACAGAAAGCGAAGCAUCAGAGGAGGCCGAGGCGCCGGAAGAGCCCCAGCCCCAGGAGAUGGCGAAACAGGCGAAGCCCAAGGCGCACACUCGCAAGGCGAAACCAAAAGCGAAAAAAACGGAGCCUCUGAAACCCCAGGCGGAGGCACCGAAGCCCAAAGCUGAGACCCCAAAGCCCAAGCAGGAGGCGCCCAAGCCCAAAGCAGCGGCAGCAGAGGCAGCGGAGGCGCCGAAGCCCAAAGCGGAGCCGCCGAAACCUAAGGCGGAGCCGCCGAAACCCAAGGCGGAGCCGCCGAAACCGAAGGCGGAGGCGCCGAAACCCAAGGCGGAGCCUCCGGAACCCAAGGCUCAAGCGCCAGUACCCAAGGCGGACGCACCGAAACUUAAGGUGACGACGCCUGCGGUUGGGAAGGCGCCUGCACCUGCUUCGACACCAGUGCCAGCAGCUCCAGCAGAGCCAGCAGUGCCAGCAGCAGCGGUGGAAGGGGACUCCAGCUCGACAGCCGCUGGAAGCAACGAAAGGCCUUCAAAGCCAGAAGUGGCUCCAAAGGCGGCAAAGGCAGCUCCGCCAUCGAGACCACAAACAAAUGUCGGCCAGAACGGCGCCGACGUCGAGAUGCGAUUGCGUGUUCUCAAGCGCAAGCUGCUUGGAGACAGUGCGGUGGCGGCAACAAGUGCUGCUGCGAAGCUGCAAGCCAAGCUUGUGAGGCUCAAAGAGGAGGAGAAGAGCAUCAAGUCAGCGACAAGCUCGCUGCAGGCGCAGCUGGGCUCGGUGACUGCCGAGCUAGAUGCUGCUUUGGAGAAGCGGCGGAGGUGCGAGGAGGAAGUCCACGACAGCCACCGGAAGGUCUGGCACGAUGACGGAGCCCGAGAUGGCUCACAGUGCCUGGAUAGGCUCUUCAGUAACCUGGAAGCCAUGUUCGGCCGCACCAGUGGCGUGAUCGCCCCGGUCCCUUGCAAAGUUGAGAAGCCUCGGAUCUGA